Molecule: messenger RNA, 2636 nt
Organism: Vigna unguiculata (cowpea)
Lineage: Eukaryota; Viridiplantae; Streptophyta; Magnoliopsida; Fabales; Fabaceae
Product: patellin-3-like
Molecular function (GO): lipid binding
Source: RefSeq, a predicted model, not a curated record
GAGAGAGAGAGAAGAAUGAUUAAGGGGAGAAGGGACCCACGAAAUGAGAAAGAAAGUGGUGUAUCUGCUGGCAUGACAGACUGGUUUCAAGCAUCAAACAGCAUAACAUAAUCACUUUCUCUUCACACCCACCCAUCCAUCUUCCUCUUUUUCUUCCCUCAACCGUUCAACAAUAACCACAAUAACAACAACCACCCUUCAAUCCUCCAUGGCUCAAGAACCCCAAAACCCACCUCCUCCUCAGGAAGUGCCCCCUCUUGUCGACCCUGUCCCUGUUGACAACCCACCCACCACCGAACCUCAGCCUGAACCUCAACCUGAACCUGAAGUCAAACCGCCCACCACCGAAGCUCAACCUGAAACUGAAACCCUGGAGAAGGCCCAGACCGCUGUUGAAGACAAGAUUUCCGAAUCGGUUUCGUUCAAGGAGGAGACCAACGUCGUCGGCGACCUCCCCGAGGCGCAGAAGAAAGCCCUUGAUGAACUCAAGAAGCUUGUUCAAGAAGCGCUCAACAAGCAUGAACUAACCGCGCCCAAGCCAGAACCAGAGAAGAAGAAGCCAGACAUCGUCAAGGAGCCCGCAGAAGAAGCGGAGAAGAAGGAAGUUGAAGUGAUCGAAGAGAAGAAGGAAGUUGAAGUGACCGAAGAGAAGAAGGAUGUUGAAGUGACCGAAGAGAAGAAGGAAGUAGAAGUGACAGAAGAGAAGAAGGAAGUUGAAUUGACAGAAGAGAAGAAGGAUGUUGAAGUUAAGGAAGAGAAAAAGGAGGUUGAAGUGACAGAAGAGAAGAAGGAUGUUGAAGUUAAGGAAGAGAAGAAGGAAAUCGAAGUAACAGAAGAGAAGAAGGAAGUAGAAGUGACAGAAGAGAAGAAGGAAGUAGAAGUGAAGGAAGAGAAGAAAGAUGUAGAAGUGACGGAAGAGAAGAAGGAAGUAGAAGUGAGGGAAGAGAAGAAGGAAGUGGAAGUGACAGAAGAGAAGAAGGAAGUGGAAGUGACAGAAGAGAAGAAGGAAGUGGAAGUAACAGAAGAGAAGAAGGAAGAAGAGGUGACAGAAGAGAAGGAGGUGGUUGUUCCGGAGGAAGUUGAGAUAUGGGGAAUUCCGCUGCUGGCGGACGAGAGGAGCGAUGUGAUUCUGCUAAAGUUUCUGAGAGCGAGGGAUUUCAAGGUAAAGGAUGCCUUCACCAUGCUCAAGAACACCGUGCGUUGGAGGAAGGAAUUCGGAAUCGACGCUCUGGUCCUCGAAGAUUUCGGAACUGAUUGGGACAAGGUGGUGUUCACCGAGGGACACGACAAACAAGGGCACCCCGUCUGCUACAACGUCUUCGGCGAGUUCGAGAAUAAGGAUUUGUACAACAAGACCUUUUCGGACGAGGAGAAGCGCAACAAGUUCAUCAGGUGGAGGAUUCAGGUGCUGGAGAAGAGCGUGAGAAGCCUCGACUUCUCUCCCACCGCCAUCUCCACCAUUGUGCAGGUCAACGACCUCAAGAACUCUCCGGGACUCGGCAAGAGUAACCUCAGGCAGGCCACCAAUCAGGCCCUUCAAUUGCUUCAGGAUAACUACCCUGAGUUUGUGGCCAAGCAGAUAUUUAUCAAUGUUCCCUGGUGGUACCUUGCCUUUUCUAGGAUGAUCAGUCCCUUCUUCACACAGAGGACCAAGAGCAAAUUUGUGUUUGCUGGGCCAUCCAAGUCUGCGGAAACCCUUUUCAAAUAUAUUGCUCCCGAGCUGGUGCCCAUUCAAUACGGUGGAUUGAGCAGAGAGGGUGAACAGGAAUUCACCACUGCUGAUCCUGUUACGGAGGUCACAAUCAAACCAGCAACCAAACAUGCUGUCGAAUUCCCAGUUUCUGAGAAAAGCCACCUGGUUUGGGAAAUCCGAGUGGUGGGUUGGGAUGUGAGCUACCAAGCUGAAUUUGUGCCCAGCGCUGAGGAUGGAUACACUGUCAUUGUGCAGAAGAACAGGAAAAUUGCUCCCGCAGAUGAGUCCGUGAUCAGUAACGGUUUCAAAAUCGGUGAAGCUGGCAAGGUAGUACUCACCAUAGACAACCAAACAUCCAAGAAGAAGAAACUCCUCUACAGGUCAAAGACCAAACCCAUCGCAGAGUGACAUCAAGGAACGACAGUCUCUAAAUACAAUUCGUGUUCAUGUUCAUGUUCGUGAGGAUGUCGAGGUGAACAACAAUAAUAAGGGUGUUACUGUUACAUAUAUAUAUAUAUAUAUAUAUUCAUCAUCGUUACAACUGUGCAACUUAAUUCGGGGGUGGGCGGGGACUUCAUUCUUUCAUACCGGGUUAUUUUGGGUUACUUUGUUCAUUUGCUUCAUAAAUUAUUUUUGUUUCAAGUCUGGGAUUUUGGGCAAUCUCAUUGACACUGCCUAGUCUCUCACUGUAAUUUGGUGUUUUGUUUAUUUGUUUCUGGAAUUGGAUAAAACCUUUGCUGCUUGGAAAUUUUUGAAAUGGAAUGCAUCAACUGAGCCAAGCAAGUGAAGGAGGGAACAACAUUGUGGGGUUCAUCAUUUGUACAUCAAAAUUUGUCACUCCUGUUUGCAUUGUGAUACUCUUUAUGGCUGUAAAGUUUGUUUAAAUGUGAUCAUCAUGUAUUCCUUAAUCCCGUAUAUAAUUAAAAAUUUACUUUAUUGUUUC